Messenger RNA from Trypanosoma cruzi, 954 nucleotides. RefSeq names its product phosphatidic acid phosphatase protein, putative. Gene Ontology annotation, molecular function: phosphatidate phosphatase activity. Lineage: Eukaryota; Euglenozoa; Kinetoplastea; Trypanosomatida; Trypanosomatidae. The record is from RefSeq and is a predicted model, not a curated record. Gene Ontology annotation, biological process: phospholipid metabolic process. The transcript has a single exon. Bases 1 to 954 code for a protein of 317 amino acids.
AUGUCCGCGUGUGUACGUGUUGUUGUUGUUUUUUUUUUUUUGUGUGUGUGUGUGUCUUUUUCUCUCUUUUUUGUUCCUUUUAGUCCUCUUUGGGGGGUUUCUGUAGGGAUGGAUAUAAAUCGUUUGGUAUUGUACUGGAAGAAUUACCAGCUACUUGAUUUUGUGUUGGGCCUAUUUCUACUUAUUUUUUCCUCGAUCCUUGUAUUUGUGGUUCCCCCCUACUGCCGCCCAUUCAGCUGGAAUGACCCAACGAUCAACUACCCGUACGUCACAAAUGUGGCCUUCCCGGCAUGGUCACUCCUGCUGAUGUUUGUCCUGGCAUUGAUUUUCUACGUCGCGGUGCUGACGUCUCUCGGCGGCCCAAUUUGGGUGUGGCUAAAGGCGCAAACAUUGGCAGUCAUUUCUCAGCUAGUGGUUGUUAAUCUGCUCAAGAUAUACGCAGGCCGUAUUCGCCCCGAUUACUUGGAACGCCUGCGGAGUUUGGGAAUUGACGAGAAUACGUAUGCCAAGAUCGAUGUGAAGUAUAUGUCAUCCACGGAAUUUUACUGCAAGCUUGGGGUCGAGCACCGUGUGCUGCGUGAAGGACGUCUCUCGUUCCCGUCAGGGCACAGCUCAACAUCUUUUUCGGUGUUAGCAUUUAUGUCCCUUUUCCUAUUUGCGCAUACGCAGCCAUCAUCACGUGGAGGUAGCUUUUUACGUUUGAUCCUCUCGCUGUCUCCCCUCGCCAUUGCCUUCCUGUGUGCCGUGAGCCGGACGCGAGAUUACUGGCAUCACUUUGACGACAUUGUAGCUGGAGCACUCAUAGGUACCGUCAGCGCGUUGAUGUGCUUCUACAAUGCCUUUUACAUAACGGAGGAUGGCCGUUGUGUUGCAAGAGUGAUAGAGCUAGCGCAGCAAGAGGAGCGCGCAGGGGAGAUUUCAAACGGUCGUCCUUUAUCGGUUGUAGUCGCUUGA